AUGAUCACUUUAUUCACUACUCAGUCUAAGCAAGAAGCUGGUGGUAAUGGCGAAGAUGGAGGUGGAGAAAACGGCAAUGGUAACGGUGGAAAAAAAGGCAACGGUGAAGGUGGAGAAAACGGCAAUGGUAACGGUGGAGAAAACGGCAAUGGUAACGGCGGAAAAAACGGCAAUGGUGAAGGUGGAGAAACCGGCAAAGGGAACGGCGGAGAAAACGGCAAUGGUGAAGAUGGAGAAAAUGGCAAGGGGGAAGGCGGAGAAAACGGCAAGGGCGAAGGCGGAGAAAACGGCAAGGGCGAAGGCGGAGAAAACGGCAAGGGCGAAGGCGGAGAAAACGGCAAGGGCGAAGGCGGAGAAAACGGCAAGGGCGAAGGCGGAGAAAACGGCAAGGGCGAAGGCGGAGAAAACGGCAAGGGCGAAGGCGGAGAAAACGGCAAGGGCGAAGGCGGAGAAAACGGCAAGGGCGAAGGCGGAGAAAACGGCAAGGGCGAAGGCGGAGAAAACGGCAAGGGCGAAGGCGGAGAAAACGGCAAGGGCGAAGGCGGAGAAAACGGCAAGGGCGAAGGCGGAGAAAACGGCAAGGGCGAAGGCGGAGAAAACGGCAAGGGCGAAGGCGGAGAAAACGGCAAGGGCGAAGGCGGAGAAAACGGCAAGGGCGAAGGCGGAGAAAACGGCAAGGGCGAAGGCGGAGAAAACGGCAAGGGCGAAGGCGGAGAAAACGGCAAGGGCGAAGGCGGAGAAAACGGCAAGGGCGAAGGCGGAGAAAACGGCAAGGGCGAAGGCGGAGAAAACGGCAAGGGCGAAGGCGGAGAAAACGGCAAGGGCGAAGGCGGAGAAAACGGCAAGGGCGAAGGCGGAGAAAACGGCAAGGGCGAAGGCGGAGAAAACGGCAAGGGCGAAGGCGGAGAAAACGGCAAGGGCGAAGGCGGAGAAAACGGCAAGGGCGAAGGCGGAGAAAACGGCAAGGGCGAAGGCGGAGAAAACGGCAAGGGCGAAGGCGGAGAAAACGGCAAGGGCGAAGGCGGAGAAAACGGCAAGGGCGAAGGCGGAGAAAAUGGCAAGGGGGAAGAUGGAGAAAAUGGCAAGGGGGAAGGUGGAGAAAACGGCAAGGGGGACGGCGGAGAAAACGGCAAGGGUGAAGAUGGAGAAAAUGGCAAAGGUGAAGGCGGAGAAAACGGCAAUGGAAAAAAUGAAAAUGGGGAUGUAGGGAAUGGCAUGGAUGAAGGUGGGGUCAAAGGCUACAGCACUGACACAGAUGUGGACUAUGGUGAUGGUACAGAUGAAGGUGCAGACCCUGGCAAAGACACAGGUGGAGAAAAUGGCAAUGGCAAAUACCAUGGUGAGAAUUAUAUGCAAGGUGAAUAUGAGGGUGGAAAAAAUCAUAGAGGUGAUAACAAAUGA
This is a messenger RNA of Pogona vitticeps (central bearded dragon), 1401 nucleotides long. NCBI's taxonomy places the organism in Eukaryota, Metazoa, Chordata, Lepidosauria, Squamata, Agamidae. The record is from RefSeq and is a predicted model, not a curated record.